UAGGCUGGGCUGUAUUUUGGCCAUCUCCGCUCCGGCAGCUCUCCACCACCGCGAUUUAUCAUCCUCCAUUUGCGGCGGCGAUGGCGCUCUCCUCCUCCCGGCCGCACCACCUCCUGCGCCCGCUCCUCCGCGGCUUCCACGCCUCUGCGCAGGCCCUGGCGCGGGCGGAGCCGCACGAGUUCUCCAAGCCUAGCGGCUACUUGGGCAGCUGGGAGCCCGCGGAGGAGCCCCGGGAGGCGUGGGCGCAGCUGGACCGGCUGCGGAAGGGGUACGCGCGCGACGUGCGGCAGCUGCGCCGCCAGUACGCAUACGAAAUGCAGCUGAUGGAGGCCGAGCGGCAGCGGAAGGCCGAGGCGCGCGCCGAGGCCGCCCGCGUCGCCAACGAGGAGCGCAAGGGAGCCAAGGCCGCCGCGGCGCAGACGCGCGCGGCCGAGCGGCGCGCAUUCGAGGAGGACUUCCGCCAGGCCCUUAUGAAAGAAAGAGCUGAGAAGCUGGAGAGCUGGAGGAAAAAGGAGAAGCUCCGGGAGCAGAAGAAGGCGGAGCAGAAGGAGCUCUUGUGCAAGAAGAGCAGUGUGUGGCUUGCUGAAGAUAAACUUGAAGAUCAAAUACUCGAUGCUAUCAAGAAUACCACUCCUCUAUAAGUUUGAUUCUGUGAGCUCCGCGGCAACUGCGAUCAAGGAGCCACGGCAACUGCAGCUGACUCCUGCGCCACUGACCCGAGGCGAUCGCCGGCGCACUGAGGCUCCUGCGCCGGCGGUCUCUGCCUCCUUUGUCGUUGGCCCGAGGCGAUCGCCGUCGCCGCAAGGCUUUUGCGCCGGCACCCUAAGGCUCCUGGGCCGGUGGUCUCUGCCUCCUUCCGACCUCCUGCGCCUCAAAUCCGACAGAUUUGGCUGCAACACGACACGGGCAAGGUGAAAGGCGUGCCAAGGCAACCAUUCGGUGACUUGACGAACAUACCCCGUGCCGAUAAGUCACUUAACGCAGUUGGAUUGUCCAUUAUUGUGAUGUCAUUCGCGGUUGAAACAGUUACAUUGAUCUUAAUCCUGUACAGGUUAAGCGGGUAAGGGACCGAUGGUCUGCUUCGUUAAGUUAGGCGCAGAAAAACGAACGCUCGCUGCAGGAGACUAUUGAUCUUACUGGUUCAUGGGUGGAUUAUAGCUAUUUUCGCCAGCAUCUUGGAGUCAACAAGGGUGGAAAACGCACGCUAGAUGUUAUCUUUAAGCCUAUUAAUAUCACAAUUUAGAGGAACCUUUCCAUCUUCAUGAGCUAUCGUGUGAAAGCAUAUAGUAUUAAGUUACUUGAUUUUAUGUCGAUGACAAUUUUCAAAAUUACAAGAUUUCCAACUAGCAACUACUCAGAAGUGUUAUUACUCUGUUCUUCAUGAGGUUCUACUCAUGCUGUAGUUACUCACUGUAUUCCAAGGCCAGAGGCCCAGAGCACGUGCAGAUGUGCCUAUUAUUUUCUUUCUUGUGCAUAACUCUUGAGUUAUAUUGGUAUAUAACUAUAUAUGUUCAGCAAUUGGAGGACAA
Molecule: messenger RNA, 1529 nt
Organism: Panicum virgatum (switchgrass)
Lineage: Eukaryota; Viridiplantae; Streptophyta; Magnoliopsida; Poales; Poaceae
Product: caldesmon-like
Exons: 5
Coding region: 81-641 (186 amino acids)
Source: RefSeq, a predicted model, not a curated record